CUGCACUCUCUUUCUGCCGACCCAGAGCCGGACAGUAUCUCAGAGGAAUCUCCGGCCAUUCUUUCAGCAUCUGUGGAAAAGUUGUUGCCAAAGCACCUUAUAAAAGAGAGUUACUGAGUUGAUGGAAACAUCUGCUAGCAAUGAAAGUCAUCCUGGGAGACUCUUUUCAUAUCUCACACAGGAGAGAGGACCUGUCCCACAGUGUGCCAGUGAGAAUCACCUCAGCAGCCUCAAGCAAGACAUCUUAAAUGAAAAGACGGAGUUGGAAGCAGCGCUUAAGGAAGCUGAAUCGGCAUCCUGUUCAAUAGAAUUACUUUUGCCGUUAUUUAAGAACACCGUGGAAGGAAUUAGUUUAGAAAACGUUAAUCUUUCUGCAUCCAAUUUGAAGAGGAUUUUUGAGCAGAAGGAAAUAUUAUCAAAAGGAUUAGACACUUUUAACCGUGUGAAAUUAGCCUUAGAACAACUCAUCCAACAGACACACUACGAACAGACAGGAGAGAGCUCGCCCCGCUUGUUGAAGGACCUCAGGGACAAUGAGAGUGACAGUAGUACUCUUAGGAAGAAGGUACUUGAAAAAGAGACCUAUAUCCAAGAACUUUUGUGUCUGUUUCAGAAUGAAAAGGAAAGUGCUUUGAAAGCAAACCGGUUUUCUCAGUCAGUCAAAGUAGUACAUGACCGUCUACACCUCCAAAUUCAGAAAAGGGAAGCUGAGAAUGAUAAGCUAAAAGAACAUGUAAAGAGCUUGGAAACCCAAAUAGCCAAGUGGAACUUGCAGGUGAAAUUGAAUAAGCAGGAAGCUGUAGCCAUCAAAGAAGCAAGUAGGCAGAAAGGUGUGGCUCUGAAAAAAGCAUCCAAAGUUUACAGACAACGGCUGAAACACUUUACAGGGGAUAUUGAACACCUCACUUCCCAGAUUAGAGCCCAGGAAGCCAAGUUGUCUGAAACAGUUUCAGCUUCCAAUGCCUGGAAAAGUCAUUAUGAGAAGAUCGUAGUGGAAAAAACUGAAGUGGAAGUUCAGAUUGAAACAAUGAAAAAGCAAAUCGUUAAUCUUUUGGAUGAUUUGAAGAAAAUGGAAACUCAUGGAAAAAAUUCAUGUGAAGAAAUUCUUAGAAAACUUCACUCACUUGAAGAUGAAAAUGAAGCCCUAAAUAUUGAGAAUGUGAAAUUAAAGAGUACGCUUGAUGCUCUGAAGGAUGAAGUUGUUUCUGUUGAAAAUGAACUAGUAGAAUUACAAGAAAUAGAGAAACGACAGAAAACUCUCAUUGAUGUAUAUAAAACUCAGGUACAAAAGUUGCAAGAAGCAGCUGAAAUGGUAAAAAGCAGAUGUAAAAAUUUGCUACAUGAAAAUAACCUAAUAAUAAAAAACAAAAAUAAGAAGUUAGAGAAGAUGAGAGGCCAGGUGGAGUCUCAUUUGAAGCAGGUAGAGCGAGCCCGCCACUCCUUCACGGCAGCCGAGCAGAGACUUCAGGAGUGUCAGGAGAACCUGCAGCGCAGCAAGGAGAAGUGUGCGGAGCAGGCGCACACCAUUAGGGAGCUCCAGGGCCAGAUUGAUGGAAACCAUAGCCUUCUAAACAAGCUUUCUCUUGAGGAGGAGAAUUACCUCAUUCAGCUAAAGUGUGAGAACCUAAAAGAAAAGCUGGAGCAGAUGGACGCAGAGAAUAAAGAGCUUGAGAAGAAGCUGGACGACCAGGAGGAGCAUCUGAAGCGCAGCGACCUGGAGCUGAAGGAGAAAGCUGCAGAACACACAGUGCUGUCCAGGCAGCUGGAAGCUGCUCUGGAGGAAGGGAGACAAAAGGUUUCUGAAGAAGUAGAGAAGAUGUCAUCUAGAGAGAGGGCUUUACAAAUUAAAAUAUUAGAUCUGGAAGCUGAGCUUAGAAAGAAAAACGAAGAACAAAACCAACUUGUUGGCCAAAUGAACAGUAAAGCUCAGCAUCAGGAUAUAUGUUUGAAAGAAAUACAGCACAAUCUUGAGAAGUCGGAGAAUCAGAAUGAGAGCAUUAAGAAUUACUUGCAGUUUCUUCAGAUUUCCUAUGUAACCAUGUUUAGAUAAAUGUUGAAUUUAUUGACCGAUGAUUGUUACCAGUGUUAGAGUUUGUAUCUCAAGAUAUUUGAGACAUAAUUUAUUAUUUGAUUGAAACGUUAAGAGAUGAUAACUCUUAGUCUUCAUUUGUGGUAGAUAUUUUGCAUUGAACUCUGGUUUCAUUCUUUUUUAAAAAAUAUUAAUUCUUAAAGUAUUUUUGUCUAUCUAUGCAAAAAUCAGAAUUAUUCUUAUGAACCGUUGAAGUAAAUUUGUAAUAAAUUUAGGCCAGUUAUGAGCCAAAUGCAUGGUUUUAAAUAGUAUAUUUACUUGUCUUAUAUUGUAAUGCCAUAUAAAUAAAAUAUUCAGAAAUUUAUUUUAAUAAUGA
Molecule: messenger RNA, 2405 nt
Organism: Onychomys torridus (southern grasshopper mouse)
Lineage: Eukaryota; Metazoa; Chordata; Mammalia; Rodentia; Cricetidae
Gene: Odf2l
Product: outer dense fiber of sperm tails 2 like
Exons: 17
Coding region: 122-2050 (642 amino acids)
Biological process (GO): negative regulation of cilium assembly
Cellular component (GO): ciliary basal body; centrosome
Source: RefSeq, a predicted model, not a curated record